AUGGAUAAUGAGGAUUUUGACUUGUAUGGUGAUUUGGAUGAAGCACUAAUUGAACCUUUACAAGAAGAAGUGCAGAAAAAGCAGGCAGAAGAGCUUGAAAAACAGAAAAACGAUGAAAAUUUUCGUGAAAAAACUGAAAAAAUUAUAGAUGAAUUAAAAACUAGCAAUUUUCAAUUGAAAAAGAACAUGUCCUUGCUAUUGGCAACUGCUAAAAGCGAGAUUGAGAGAAAAGAUCAACAAAUUAAGGAUCUGAGACGGGAGAUGGACGAAGUCUUAUUCAGAAAGAACAAAGGAUCACAAAAAAAGACUUGUGAUAAAUGGGCACAAACUGAUAAAGUUGAAUUUAAUGAUAAUAGAAGUAAUUCAAGUAGAUAUAACGAAUCAAAGUUGCAUGACCGACACAAGCCAAAGGAACCAGCAGAUUCUGACAGACACAAGAGAAAGUUGUCACCAGAGAGAAAAUAUUCUGAUGAUUAUCGUAAAACAUCACAUAGAGAUGAAAAUGGAUCUAGAAGUAAAAAUUAUGAAGCAAAAAGUCGUAAACUAAGCCAUGAAAAUAGAUCGAGGUCACCUGAAAAGCAUGAAAAGAAAUCUAAACAUGAAUUACGUGAAGAUGACUUACGUAAAACACUUUUAAAGAACAAAAAUGAUGAUAAAGCUGGUUCCAGUAGCAAAGAGUCGACAAAAAAAGCUGAUGAAAGGAGAGACGGUAGUUCUGGACGAGAUAAAAAGGAUAAAUAUAAGGAAAAGGAUAGAAUUAAAGAGAAGCAUAGCAUUAAAAUUGAAAAGACUGACGAGAAACGUGAUAAAAAGAAAGCUGAGCAAAAAGUCGCUAAGGAAAAAGUAGCUAGUCCAAAAAAGAUUAAAGAUAAAGUUUCAGAAUUGAAGAUCAAUGUGGAUGUAGCUGCUGAAAACACAAAACCUUUUAAUGGCAGCAUCAAGCAAGAAAAUGUUGCUGUGAACUCUAAUGAUAUCCCUAAACCAGAAAAAAUAUUGGAAGAAAUGAUAGCUGGUUUAAAAUCAAUUAAGGAAGAAAUUGAAGAACCUAAAUCUAGCGAAAUUUCUAUCUCCAUACCCGAUAAAACGAGUUCUUCAAAGAGUGUUGAGACACAGGUGACAACUGUUGACAAAACAGCACUAGAAGACAAAAAUGUUGAAAUAAUGGAAGUGAUGCCAAGCAAUUUGAAUCUUUCUGUGGAAUCUGAGAUAAAUGAAAGUUCAGUUCAGUCUGAAAAAGUUACACAUGAAAAUUUUAAGGAAGAAAAAGAAAUCUUGAUGCCUGAUAAUCCAAUAGAAUGCAUCACAAAAGAGAAAAUUCCAGUGAAAACUGAAGAACCAGAACCUAAAAAACAAAAAUACGUGAAAAUUUUUGAAGCCAAAAUAUUUCCAAGUGCAAAGGACAUGAAAAAUGAUGGAGGGUCCAAAAGUGCUCAAAAAUUCCAUCCAAUCAGUAGAAUAACUAGCAAAGAGCUACUUCCAAUAUCUGUUACAAUUGAUAAAUCUCCGAUAUUAGAACAAGAAAAAUCCCCAGACAAUAUAAUUAUAACAGAAGAAAUAACUGCUCCUAUUACUGAAAUCAUGCAAGAAAUAAAGGAAGAAGCAUUCGAUAUUCCAGUUGUUAAAAAUGAAAUUAAUUCAGCUCCAGAAUCUCUUAAUGACUCGUUUGAGUCCACGAAGGAAAAUUCAUUGAAUAAUUCGUUUGAAAAACGAAAACACAAGAAACGGAAGAUUACAACUGAAGUGGAAGCUGAUGGAACUGUUGUGUGGACAGUCACUAGAAAGAAGCGUAAAACCAAGGAACAAAAUUGA
Molecule: messenger RNA, 1809 nt
Organism: Chironomus riparius
Lineage: Eukaryota; Metazoa; Arthropoda; Insecta; Diptera; Chironomidae
Source: the annotation of a GenBank genome assembly